UGAAGUUGUUUGCAUCGAGAAAUAAAACACUCGUUGUUUGUUUACUUUUUUUAAAUCUCUCUUCCUUUUUGGAAGAAGUCAUGACAAACGAUGUUCACAAUUUGCGUGGUUUUAUUUUUCUGCAUGUAAAUUUUUAUACUUACCAAUUGUUGAUAUAAGAGAUCUAAGCAGUCCUUUCCUUUGCAUAAACGCAAUAAGAAUAAGAGUUGUCUCAGCCUUUUUAUCUACUUAACUUAACCUCAGAUUAGCCGGCAUUUAGGUGGUGAUUUGACACUUCUGCAGUUACUUGCAAAAAUUAAAAGUAAUCAAAAUACAUUACAAUUGUAGUUUUUUUGUAAUUUAGUUUGUUUUACGAAUAAUAUUUCAAAAUGGUUGUAAGGACGUUUGAAGAAGAAAUGGGUUAUUUAGAAAAAACGAGCGAAUAUAGUUGGCGAAUUAAAAAAGGUUUUCAACCUAAUAUGAAGGUUGAAGGUGUUUUUUAUGUCAAUAAAAAUUUGGAGAAAUUAUUAAUAGAGGAAUUAAGAAACUCAACCAGACCUGGGUCUGUUGGAGGAUUUUUGCCAGGAGUGAAACAAAUUGCUAAUGUUGCUGCUCUUCCUGGAAUAGUUGGAAAAUCCGUUGGCUUGCCAGAUAUCCACUCUGGAUAUGGCUUUGCAAUUGGUAAUAUGGCUGCAUUCGAUGUUUCUGAUCCAAAGGCUGUAGUAUCACCAGGUGGAGUAGGCUUUGAUAUCAACUGUGGUGUUAGACUUUUAAGAACAAAUUUAUUUGAAAAAGAUGUUCAGCCAGUAAAAGAACAACUAGCUCAGAGCAUGUUUGACCACAUUCCAGUAGGUGUUGGCUCCAAAGGUAUAAUUCCGAUGACUGCUAGAGAUUUAGAAGAAGCAUUAGAAAUGGGAAUGGACUGGUCUCUUAGAGAAGGAUAUGUAUGGGCGGAAGAUAAAGAACAUUGUGAAGAAUAUGGUAGAAUGUUAGAUGCAGACCCUUCAAAAGUUUCUAUGAGAGCAAAAAAACGGGGUUUACCACAAUUAGGCACAUUGGGUGCAGGUAAUCAUUAUGCUGAAAUUCAAGUAGUAGAUGAAAUCUUCAACAAAUCAGCAGCAAGCAAAAUGGGAAUUGAAGCCAAAGGCCAAGUUUGUAUUAUGAUUCACUCAGGAAGCAGAGGUUUUGGACAUCAAGUAGCUACAGAUGCCUUACUAGCAAUGGAAAAGGCUAUGAAAAAACACAAUAUUGAAGUAAAUGACAGACAAUUAGCAUGUGCUCCAAUCAAUCAGUCAGAAGGUCAAGAUUAUUUAAAAUCAAUGGCAGCUGCAGCAAAUUUUGCUUGGGUCAAUCGAAGUUCUAUGACAUUUUUAACUCGUCAAGCAUUUGCUAAACAAUUUAAUAUGUCUCCUGAUGAUUUAGAUAUGCAUGUUAUUUACGAUGUUUCGCAUAAUGUUGCCAAAGUUGAACAACAUAUGGUAGAUGGAAGACCAAAAACUCUAUUGGUACACAGAAAGGGAUCUACGAGAGCUUUUCCGCCCCACCACCCGUCAAUUCCGGUUGAUUAUCAACUUACUGGACAGCCUGUAUUGAUCGGCGGUACCAUGGGCACGUGCAGUUACGUUCUUACCGGAACGGAAGUAGGAAUGAAUGAAACAUUUGGUUCAACAUGCCAUGGAGCAGGACGGUCAUUGUCUAGAGCUAAAUCUAGAAGGAAUUUAGAUUAUCAGGGUGUAUUGGAUAAAAUGGAAAAGAUGGGUAUUGCGAUUAGAAUUGCUUCUCCAAAACUGGUCAUGGAGGAAGCACCGGAAUCUUAUAAAAGUGUAGACGACGUUGUAAAUACGUGUGAUGCCGUUGGAAUCUCGAAAAAAUGUAUUAAAUUGAGGCCAAUCGCAGUUAUAAAAGGAUAAGACUAGUUAUAGCAUACUACUUAAGCUCUAAACAUCACAUCGUUUAUAUUGUCUAAUCGUACGAUAAUGAAAUAAUGUAACAAAGAAAGUCACAUCGUUAAUAUUAUCUAAUUGUAUGAUAAUAAAACCAGGUAACGAAGAAAGUCAAGACUGGAGUAGUGAUAAUUAUUGUUAUUUUCAAUUAUUCGAAAUAAUUGUAUUAAUUUUUUUUAAUUUAAUAAAUUACGAUCA
This is a messenger RNA of Trichogramma pretiosum, 2120 nucleotides long. RefSeq names its product tRNA-splicing ligase RtcB homolog (gene RtcB). Gene Ontology annotation, molecular function: RNA ligase (ATP) activity. The coding region runs from base 369 to 1889 and encodes 506 amino acids. Gene Ontology annotation, cellular component: nucleus; tRNA-splicing ligase complex. Gene Ontology annotation, biological process: tRNA splicing, via endonucleolytic cleavage and ligation. The record is from RefSeq and is a predicted model, not a curated record. Lineage: Eukaryota; Metazoa; Arthropoda; Insecta; Hymenoptera; Trichogrammatidae. The transcript is spliced from 8 exons.